Molecule: messenger RNA, 3386 nt
Organism: Solanum dulcamara
Lineage: Eukaryota; Viridiplantae; Streptophyta; Magnoliopsida; Solanales; Solanaceae
Product: MDIS1-interacting receptor like kinase 1
Exons: 2
Coding region: 116-3187 (1023 amino acids)
Biological process (GO): protein phosphorylation
Molecular function (GO): protein kinase activity; protein binding; ATP binding
Source: RefSeq, a predicted model, not a curated record
UUUCUUACCUUCUUCCUCUUCCCCCUUGUUGGCCCCAUCAUCUCCCUCACAAUCAUUGAUCCAAUGCUAGCACUACCAAAAGAGAGAGUGUAAGCACAGGGGAAAAAAAGUAGUAAUGAAUUUGCUAACCAUUUUCAUUCUCUUCUUGUUCUACUCAUGUUACAUUGCUUUCGCAAAAGUUGAGUUGAGUGAUCAAAUGUCUAUUCUACUUUCUAUUAAAGAAAGUAUCGUUGAUCCAUUGGAUCAACUUCGUGAUUGGACAGAGCCCAAUAAUGCAGCUGCAGGGAAUAACAGAAGUAUUGCUCCCUGCAGCUGGAAGGGAGUUGAAUGCAAUUCCGAUGGUGCAGUAGAGAAGCUUGAUCUAUCCCACAUGAAUCUCACUGGUAAAGUGUCUGACGAUAUCCAAAAGCUGAAGAGUUUGACUUAUCUCAAUCUUUGCUGCAAUGGUUUCUCAUCACCAUUGCCGGAAAGUUUCUCAAAUCUCACUGCAUUGAAAAGCAUUGAUGUGAGCCAGAACUAUUUUGUUUAUGGCUUCCCUGUAGGUCUUGGAAUGUCAGAAGGGCUUAUGUAUUUGAAUGCUUCGAGUAAUAACUUCUCGAGUUAUCUUCCGGAGGAUAUUGGAAAUGCAACAUUGCUGGAGACUUUGGAUUUUCGAGGGAAUUUCUUCGAAGGUUCAAUUCCUAAAUCUUAUAGGAAUUUGGGGAAGUUGAAGUUUUUAGGCCUUUCAGGGAACAAUUUGACUGGCUACAUUCCAGGAGAGCUGGGACAGCUUUCGGCGCUUGAGACUGUAGUUCUGGGAUACAAUGUUUUUGAAGGUGGAAUUCCAGCUGAGUUUGGAAAUCUGACCAAUCUCAAGUAUCUUGAUCUUGCUAUUGGAAAUCUUGGAGGUUCAAUUCCUUCUGAGCUAGGAAAGCUGAAGCUGCUCGACACGAUUUUCUUGUACAAGAACAAGCUUGAAGGCAAGAUUCCUCCAGAGAUUGGCAACAUGACUUCAUUGCAGCUGCUUGAUCUCUCCGAUAACUUGCUGAUGGGUGACAUCCCAGCUGAGAUUGCUGACCUUAAGAAUUUGCAGCUUUUGAAUUUGAUGUCAAACAAAUUAUCAGGCUCAGUUCCCCCUGGGAUUGGAGGUUUACCUCAGCUGGAAGUAUUUGAGCUAUGGAAUAAUAGCUUAUCAGGUCCUUUACCAAGUGAUCUUGGAAGAAAUUCACCAUUGCAAUGGGUGGAUAUUUCAUCCAACUCAUUCACUGGUCCAAUUCCAGCAGGAUUAUGCACCAAAGGUAACCUCACUAAGCUUAUCCUGUUCAACAAUGCUUUCUCUGGUCCAAUUCCAGCAGGUUUAUCAACCUGCACGUCUCUCGUUCGUGUAAGAAUGCAGAACAAUCUUCUUUCGGGGACGAUCCCAGCAGGUUUUGGUAAACUUGGGAAACUACAGAGGCUGGAACUGGCAAACAAUAGUCUGACAGGCCAAAUCCCAAGUGAUCUUGCUUCUUCUACUUCUCUUUCUUUUAUUGAUUUCUCUAGUAAUCACCUUCAGUCUUCUAUUCCUUCAUUCAUUCUUGCAAUCCCAACUCUUCAAAAUUUCAUUGCCUCAGACAAUAACCUGGUAGGCGAAAUUCCGGAUCAAUUCCAGGAUUGUCCUUCUCUUACUGUUCUGGAUCUAUCCACAAACCAUUUCACUGGAGAUCUUCCAGCUAGCAUUGCUUCCUGUCAGAAGUUAGUAACUUUGAACCUUGGAAACAACCAAUUAAACGGUCCAAUUCCAAGAGCAAUUUCCAUGAUGCCCACAUUAGCUGUUCUAGAUCUAUCCAACAAUUCUUUAACUGGUGGGAUACCUGAGAACUUUGGCAAUUCCCCAGCACUAGAAAUGCUGAAUGUUUCUCAUAACAAACUGGAGGGUCCUGUCCCAGAAAAUGGUAUGCUGAGAACAAUAAAUCCGGAUGACCUGAUUGGAAAUGCUGGUCUAUGUGGUGGAGUGCUUCCUCCAUGUGCUCAUAAUGCAGCAUACAACUCAAAGCAGAAGAGCUUGCACGCAAAGCACAUCAUCGCAGGAUGGCUAACUAGUGUGGCAGCUCUUCUGCUUCUUGUCACAGCAGGUCUUGGAGCUAGAUCUCUAUACAAGAGAUGGCAUGAAAAUGGAAGCUGCUUUGAACCAAGCUUUGAGAUGAGCAGUGGUGAAUGGCCAUGGAGGUUGAUGGCAUUCCAGAGGCUAGGAUUCACUAGUAAUGACAUCUUGGCUUGCCUUAAAGAGUCAAAUGUCAUUGGAAUGGGAGCAACAGGUGUUGUAUACAAAGCUGAAAUCCAACACCAGAAUAUGAUUGUUGCAGUAAAGAAGCUGUGGAAAUCUGGAACUGAUAUUGAAAUGGGGGACAGUGAUGAACUCGUAGGUGAGGUGAACGUUCUUGGAAAAUUGAGGCAUCGAAAUAUUGUCAGGCUUCUGGGGUUCCUUCACAACAAACGUGAUGCAAUGAUAAUAUACGAGUAUAUGCAAAAUGGCAGCCUUGGAGAAGUUUUACAUGGUAAACAAGCAGCAGGGAGACUGCUUGUCGAUUGGGUCACUCGAUAUAACAUAGCACUUGGAGUGGCACAAGGCCUUGCUUAUCUCCAUCAUUAUUGCCAUCCACCAGUUAUUCACCGGGAUGUAAAGUCAAACAACAUACUGCUUGAUGCAAAUCUAGAGGCAAGAAUUGCAGAUUUUGGUUUGGCAAGAAUGAUGCUCAAGAAGAAUGAAACAGUUUCCAUGGUUGCAGGAUCUUAUGGAUACAUAGCCCCCGAGUACGGGUACACGUUGAAAGUGGAUGAGAAGAGUGAUAUUUACAGCUAUGGAGUUGUUCUCAUGGAGCUCCUAACGGGAAAACGUCCUCUAGAUACUGAAUUCGGGGAAUCUAUUGACAUUGUAGAGUGGUUUCGGAUGAAGAUCCGAGACAAUAAAUCUUUAGAAGAAGCACUCGACCCGAAUGUAGGAGCAACACAACAUGUUCAAGAAGAAAUGUUGUUAGUUUUAAGGAUAGCAAUUCUAUGUAUAGCCAAACUCCCAAAGGAUAGACCAUCAAUGAGGGAUGUUUUGACAAUGCUCGAAGAGGCAAAGCCUCGGAGAAAAAGCAGUAGCAACAGUGGAGGUAGCAAUGCUACUACUACUAACAAAGAUAAGCCAAUAUUCAGUACAUCACCUGUAAAUGGUCUUCUGUAAGAAGAGAAGUCAUGUCCCUUUCCCUAUUUGAGUCCAUUUUAUUUGUAAUUGUCUUGUAGCAUUUGACUUGUAUUUAGAGGUUCAUACAUUGAUUCUUGUAUGUGUAGAAUUUAGGUAGUACAGGCUGCAUUCUUCCUGCUGCGAGUGAUGUUUUACUAAUUCUUUGAUCAUGUAAGAAGUAGUUAUUGAUCGAAUAACA